Talaromyces proteolyticus is the source of this 1404-nucleotide messenger RNA. Its product is annotated as putative SIR2 family histone deacetylase. NCBI's taxonomy places the organism in Eukaryota, Fungi, Ascomycota, Eurotiomycetes, Eurotiales, Trichocomaceae. The record is from RefSeq and is a predicted model, not a curated record. The transcript has 2 exons. Gene Ontology annotation, molecular function: protein-malonyllysine demalonylase activity; NAD+ binding; protein-succinyllysine desuccinylase activity. Bases 331 to 1290 code for a protein of 319 amino acids.
CUACAGUGUAUAAAUAUUAAAUAGAUACUAAAAAUGAAGAGAUGGGUGUUGGAUGCCUCGUUUGUUAGAAUCGAUCAUGAUAAUUGGCCGAUGCCACGUCAUGAAUAGAUACUGCCUGGCACGGCUGGCGGCCUGUUCACUUGCCUGCGUGCCUCAUGAGCGGCAGAGUCCAACAACUUGCAAAAACCACGUAUCAUCAUCUGUUAGACCUUGUCCAUUCAAGGUAAGCCUUACUUUCACAUAAGCCAGAGGAAUCAUAUUUGUAUUAUUCGCAGUGAACCGUCCAUCUUUACUAUACGGUCUUGAGUUACGAGUACUAUCUCAGUCGCAAUGGCUCUCAUUCCGCCAGCCGACCUGCAGUCUUUCGCAGAUCAUCUCUCAAAGAGCACCAGAAUCCUUGCGCUUCUCGGUGCUGGACUCUCGGCUGCAUCUGGACUACCCACAUUCAGAGGCGCUGGAGGAAUGUGGCGCGCCUUCGACGCUACUUCUCUAGCGACGCCUGAAGCAUUUGAAGAGGACUCAGGACUAGUAUGGCAAUUCUACAGCUACCGCAGACACAUGGCCGUCAACGCGAAACCAAACCGAGCACAUUACGCGCUGGCCGAGUUAGCGAAAAAGAAUGAGAAUUUUAUUACGUUGAGUCAGAAUGUUGAUGGUCUAUCGCCUCGUGCUGGCCACCCAUCUGAGCAGUUGCACCUUCUUCACGGGUCGUUAUUUGAUAUUAGAUGCACAUCCUUUUACUGUAAUUAUUCGAGAAAGGAUGACUUCACAGAUCCCAUUGUCCCAGCUCUCGCAAUCCCCACUGAAGGCGCGCACCCUGACCCUUCAACGACGGAUAAGACAGGCGAGGAGGCUACAAAAGCGCUGUAUGACGCAAUGCAAGCGCAGCCGCAAAGGGGGAGGGAGUUGGACAUUGCAGAUCCCAAUGUGCCCAUUCCCAAACUCACGGCUGACGAGCUACCUAAAUGCCCCCAAUGCAGCGGAUUGCUUCGACCCGGCGUCAUUUGGUUUGGAGAAGCUCUACCGCAAGCAACUAUACAGACGGUCAAUAGCUGGAUAAGAGAUUCGCCCAAAAUAGACCUGAUCCUGGUUAUAGGCACAAGCUCCCAAGUAUAUCCUGCAGCGGGCUAUGUGCAUACCGCGCGAGAAAAGGGCGCUCGGGUGGCUGUGAUUGAUAUGGAUCAGAAUAAUGUUCUUAAGAAAAGCCUGACACCAAAUGACUGGUUCUUCCAGGGCGAUGCUGGGGAAAUCGUGCCUAAGCUACUGGAGAGCGUAAUUGGAGAAAUAUAACAUGACAUUGAUGCUGGUGUGAAUUGAUAGCAGUUACUCAUCGAUUAUUCGACAACGAAUUUUUACACGUCUAUAUGGAAAUUGGAUAUUUUAUUAUCAAAUUACAGGUCUGAG